CCCUUUGUCCGAGUGCGCAGCAGGCGGUCCCCCCUUCGCUUGUGAGGCUGCGGUGUCCACGCCCCAAAGGCUUCUCCAAUUCCCAUCUUCCUCAGACACCCCAGAGGAGUGGGCGAUGGCAGCGGCCAGGCUCCUGCCGCCUCCAGCGGGACCCCAGGUCAAGGUGACCUUUGAGGAUGUGGCCGUGUUCCUCUCUCAGGAGGAGUGGGACCACCUGUGCCCUGCUCAGCGGGGCCUCUACCGACAUGUGAUGAUGGAGACCUACGGGAACGUGGUUUCUCUGGGACUUCCAGGAACGAAGCCCAACGUGAUCUCCCAGCUGGAGCGAGGAGAGGAGCCAUGGGUCCUGGAUGGGCAGGGUACAGCAGAGAGCAGGGGCCUGGGCAGUGGCCAUUCAGAAUGUGAGGACAAGGGAGGAAUCCACAAUAGAGAUUUGAGUCUGAAUCCGGUCAUUUCAGAGGAAAUACUGGUUCCAGGGGAAAGACCUCUGGGGUGCAUUGGUCCCGGGAGCUGUGAACCUGAGCGCAGCUCCUGUCUCAGGGCCGGCCCUGUUGUCCCCCUGGAGGGGCAGAUCGUGCGCCCUGCUGACCCUGCCACUGGGCAGCAGCCCGUUCCCAGCGGGGACAGGCCCUUCAGGUGCAUCGAGUGCGGGAAGGCCUUCGGCCGCAGCUCCCACCUCCUGCAGCACCAGAGGACCCACACGGGCGAGAAGCCCUACGUGUGCGGCGAGUGCGGCAAGGCCUUCAGUCAGAGCUCGGUGCUCAGCAAGCACCGGCGGAUCCACACGGGCGAGAAGCCGUACGCGUGCGCCGAGUGCGGCAAGGCCUUCCGUGUGAGCUCCGACCUGGCACAGCAUCAUAAGAUCCACACAGGCGAGAAGCCGCACGAGUGUCCCGAGUGCCGCAAGGCCUUCACGCAGCUGUCACACCUCAUCCAGCACCAGCGCAUCCACACGGGCGAGCGGCCCUACGUGUGCGCGCUGUGCGGUAAGGCCUUCAACCACAGCACGGUGCUGCGCAGCCACCAGCGCGUGCACACCGGGGAGAAGCCACACGCGUGCGCCGACUGCGGCCGAGCCUUCAGCGUGAAGAGGACGCUGCUGCAGCACCAGCGCGUGCACACUGGCGAGAAGCCCUACGCGUGCGGCCAGUGUGGCCGCGCCUUCAGCGACCGCUCCGUGCUCAUUCAGCACCACAACGUGCACACUGGGGAGAAGCCCUACGAGUGCGGGGAGUGCGGCAAGGCCUUCAGCCACCGCUCCACGCUCAUGAACCACGAGCGCAUCCACACGGAGGAGAAACCUUAUGGCUGCUACGCGUGUGGGAAGGCCUUCGUGCAGCACUCGCACCUCAUCCAGCACCAGCGCGUGCACACGGGUGAGAAGCCCUAUGUGUGCGGUGAGUGCGGCCACGCCUUCAGCGCCCGCCGCUCGCUCGUGCAGCACGAGAGGAUCCACACGGGUGAGCGUCCCUUCCGCUGCACGCAGUGCGCCAAGGCCUUCAGCCUCAAGGCCACGCUGAUCGUGCACCUGCGGACACACACUGGCGAGCGGCCCUACGAGUGCGGCCGCUGCGGCAAGGCCUUCAGCCAGUACUCCGUGCUCAUCCAGCACCAGCGCAUCCACACGGGCGAGCGGCCCUACGAGUGCGGCGAGUGUGGCCGCGCCUUCAACCAGCACGGGCACCUGAUCCAGCACCAGAAGGUGCACCGGAAGCUGUGACACUGUCUGAGAGCCCACGCAGGACAGGCGCGCGGUGCGGAAACGAGUCUUGGCAGGGAGCGCUAAGCGGCCAUUCCGUGGAAAUCCGUAGAGGAAUCGCACUCCUGUAGGGAGUUUGGUACAGCGGCCACAACUCGUUCUUUAACGUCAGACUGUUUCUUUGACGUGGGAAACAAAGGGAGUUACGGCAUAAGGAUUACUGUCACAGUAAGACUUGGUUACGUUCCAAAUAAAGUUUUUUCUUAGAAAAUUAGCAUGCUUUCCUAAAUACAGUGGUUAUUCGGAUUAUUGCACUUAAAAUUAGAGUGCCGUUUUCAGUAUUCAGUUAAAGUACUAAAAUGCUCUGUGGAUAAAAUGCUAUUAAAAGAUGGUCAUCAAGUAGCAUCAGGUAAUACAGCUGGAAAUCCUAAUUGGUGGACCCACGUGUUUUGUAUUUAAAAAAAAAAAAGUCUCAAGAUUAGUGAGAAAUGAUGUAAUCUUAGAAAACAGUUUAUCUAGUGCCUGAACUCUUCAAGAUCAGAAGUGACGUCUUCACUUUUCAGUACAAAUUCAACUCACAGAUGGAUCUUUUUCUCAAAACCCACCCUUAUGACUUAAGGACCCUGUGCCCCAGAAAUCAUGGGUUGUCUUGGGCCUCUGAGUUCCGUUGGAGCAGAGUAGGGGAGCUCCGCAACCAUGCCCAGAUUUCAUACCUGAUGCACCAAUUCGUGUUUCCACAAAAUGAUACUGAAAAGACUUCUUCGAUGCAUAUUUUUAAAACAAAGUUCUCAAAUUCAAAGAUCUCUGUUUUUCUAUCUCAAAUAUUUCUUUCCCUAAGUUUGAAGGGUUUGGUUUUGUUUCCUGUUUUGAUUCCUGAUUCCCAGAAUCCAUUACCAUUGUCAUGUACUGUGAUGAGUCUGGUUUAUUUAAAAUAUUUUUACAGUUCUCAAAAACGUUAUCGGCUUCUCAGGAGAAGCUAAGCACUGGCUGUUGAUCCUUAAGCCCACAGCAGUCCACUGUGACGCAGGUGAAAGCUUGUUUUCCCCUCUAUGCAGACACCGGUGAGGAGCUGAUCACCGAGGUGUGCUCAUAAAUCCCCACAAAGGGGCACCACCAACCCUCGCCGAUGGAGCCCACAGCUGGCAUCUGACUCAGUGGCUGCCGCCCAUACAUAGCCCACCACCACUGAGGGCACAAUUCCUCAUCAUGUGGAAGUUAAAGCAAGAAAUAGCCAUUUUCCCAUCAGGAUGAGAAUAGUCUGGUUAGAUUGUACUGUUCAGAGUACAGAAUGUCACUGUGGCUUUUCUUGCUAUUGACUGCCACUGUCUCGGUGAGUGUCAGGCUCCGUGUCCAUGGAGCUGGGAGGUGAGUACAGCGUUUUCUGGGGAGGCGCCUUGGGCCCAGCAUUUUUGCCAUUGGCUCCCCAAGAAGCAGGCGGUAGCCCCAAGCCUCCUGGAACACGGCCAUCUGCCCUUGGAAGUGGCAUCAGAAGCCAAGGUGACUUCUGGGGUCUCGCUCACCCUGAUAAUAGUCUCCACAGCCAUUAUCUUCCAAGUGACUUGUCAGCAGCAUUCACAAUUCCUUUGGAUUUUCUAAUUUUACUUUGAAGCCUUUACAUUUUAUGUAUUUAAAUCUUUCUAUUUAUACUAUUUCUCUUUGAAGCUAGCAAGAAUGACAGUUCUCUUCAAAUUUUCUAUUAUU
Molecule: messenger RNA, 3400 nt
Organism: Rhinolophus ferrumequinum (greater horseshoe bat)
Lineage: Eukaryota; Metazoa; Chordata; Mammalia; Chiroptera; Rhinolophidae
Gene: ZNF250
Product: zinc finger protein 250
Exons: 5
Coding region: 116-1720 (534 amino acids)
Biological process (GO): regulation of transcription by RNA polymerase II
Molecular function (GO): DNA-binding transcription factor activity; RNA polymerase II cis-regulatory region sequence-specific DNA binding
Source: RefSeq, a predicted model, not a curated record